Molecule: messenger RNA, 1248 nt
Organism: Metarhizium acridum CQMa 102
Lineage: Eukaryota; Fungi; Ascomycota; Sordariomycetes; Hypocreales; Clavicipitaceae
Source: RefSeq, a predicted model, not a curated record
AUGCCGCACGAGAAAUUCAAACUCGCAAGCUACAAGCGCAUUAUUGUCUGCGCAGACGGCACGUGGCUUUCGUCCGACCAAGGCGAUAAGUCGGUACCUUCUAACGUCGCUAAGAUUACUCGAGCAAUUUCCAAGACUGGUAUUGACGCCAAUAACAAUCUCGUGAAGCAGAUAGUCUUCUACCAGCCAGGCCUUGGAACUGGAGACCUCUUAAUCCAGAAAGCCAUAUACGAUUUACUCAUGUGUGUUUCUCUCACAGGUGCUAUCGGUCAGGGUCUUGAUACUGAGGUGCUUCAACUCUAUGAUUUCAUCUCUAACAACUACGAGCCUGGUGAUGAGCUGUUCUUCUUCGGAUUCUCUCGCGGCGCAUUUACUGUGCGCUCGGCUGCCGGCAUUGUGUCUGAUGUCGGUGUCUUCUCGCCAGUAAACAUGCCGCAGUUCCCGGAGAUGUGGAGGGCGUACCGCGAGAAUAGAGGCGGAGAACCUUUCAGGAAUUCAGCGUGGUAUAGGGAUAAUAAAGAGAAGCUGGGUUUGACAGAGGUUACAAUCAAGGUUGUCGGUGUUUGGGAUACGGUUGGAGCCUUGGUAGAUCUGGAAUACGCCUUCCAAGCCCUCGCCAUCAAUGAAAAGCGAACUCCUUUCAUUCCUAGCCUCUGGCACAAGACGGACGAUGGCCCUGCCAAAGAUCUCCAACAAUGCUGGUUUCCCGGCGUCCACGGCAAUAUCGGCGGCCAAGCAGAGGACCCACGUUCCGUUGGUGACCACGAAGAAAUCGGCUAUAACUCGUUUGCGUGGAUGGUAGAUAAUCUCUCGGGUAUGCUCACCUUCGAUGCUGCUACAAUCCAGAUUAUGAUCGAGGAGCACCAGGACGCGGUAAAUAGAAUCGAAGCCAACCAGAGCAUCACCAAUGGUUGGGGCUGCGGGCCGAUCGUCUCGGACUUCGCCGGGUUGCAGGGUGCUUUCUUCCGUCUCCUCGGGAGAACAGACCGGAAGCCUGGCAGAUAUCCGCGAGACCCGAGCGACGACUCUGUUGGCGCCACAAAUGAGUUCUUCCACCCGAUGGUGCGAAUUCGCAAGCGCACGCUACAGGAUUACAAUCCCAUAGCCCUACAGGGAUAUGCGCUGCAGCAAUCCAAUGGUGGCCAGGGGUGGGAGUGGGCAGGGGCCGGCGUAGAGGCUGUGCCGGAGUAUAUACUUCGCCCGAAACCUAUGAGCCUAGCAUCUCUUGUUGGAAAUGGACAGGGUUAA